Messenger RNA from Danio rerio (zebrafish), 1828 nucleotides. Lineage: Eukaryota; Metazoa; Chordata; Actinopteri; Cypriniformes; Danionidae. The record is from RefSeq and is a predicted model, not a curated record.
UGCGCUUGCCGUAGUCGCGUGGGUUCCUCGCCUCUUUUUGUCUCUGUUGGAGGGAGUUUUGGAUCAUGUUGUGCAUUUAAGGACUAAAUCAUGGCGCAAAGUUUUCAAAACGUCACUCUUUCGUUGACUUUACCCAUAUCCUGUCAGAUUUGUCUCGGAAAGGUGCGUCAGCCGGUCAUUUGUUGCAACAACCAUGUGUUCUGCUCCAGCUGUAUUAAAGUCUGGCUGGAGAAGAGCAGUCAGUGUCCCACCUGUAGAGUGGCCAUCACCCCAGAAAACCCCUGCAGAGAAAUUAUUGGAGCCACAACCGAUACUGACUCCAAUGAGAGCAAUUCUGUAAAGAGACGCCUCCGAAAGACUCGAGGGGAGCUGCUUUUACGAGAAUAUGAGGAUGAAAUCGAAACCCUCCUGAAAGAGAACGAGGACUUGAAAAGCAAAAACCUGAGCCUUGAGAUGCAACUCAAGACGGCUCUGGAACCGAGCGCAGUGUUGGUUCCUCUGAGUGAAACCAGCUCUGUUGACCCGAGCGCUCUGCAGGAGUCGGCCAAUAAGCUGAGAGCUGCCAACGACCUCUGCAGGAAGGUCAAACAGGACCUCGAGAGACUCAGAGAAGCUAACAAGACUCUGCGGUCCCAAAAUUUUGACUUAAUUCAGGAAAACAUGCGCUUGAAAGCUGAAGUGGACAGCAGAUCUCCUCAAAAGUUUGGCAGGUACACAGUGGCAGCUCUGGAGGCUAAGAUUCAUCAGUAUGAGCGGGACGUGGCGCAGCUGAAAAGAGCUCUGGAGCGCAGCGAUAAAUACAUCGAAGAGCUUGAAGCCCAGAACCAGAGGGACGGCCCUGAGUCUGAAGGUGUUUGUUCAAACGCAGCCUCCGGAGGGACUCAAAACGCAGGGAUCGAAAGAAUCGCUAUGAUGCGGAGGAGCCUCAGUGAAAUGGAGGAAACUUCAGUGCGCACAGACCUGGACCGAAAGUGUUCAGAGCUUCCCAACAACCACGGGCACCUCCUGACAACAUCUGACGCCUGUUUUCUGGCAGACACCUCCAGUCCACAGAAGGACGGGCUCAAAGAUGUUCCCUCAACGCCCUCCUCGGCUCUCAGAUCUCUGAGCUUGAAGAGUCCUGCGCUUUGCAGUGACCGAAAGUUGGGUCUCAAACCUCUCACUUACCUGAGAAGACUGAGUUUCGAUGACUGCCCAAGCUCAUCCUCAGCCAAUCACAACGCAGGAUCUUUCCAAAGCAUCUCUUUCGGUCAGAAAACCGCUGCGAGUUCUGAUAAAGAGGUCUUGUGUGGAGGAUGGAUGGACUGUGGAUCUGAAAAUAUUGAGAAGGACCCGGUGGGGAACAGUGAAGCUUGUAUGGACGCUGCGUAUCUCGAUAAGAUUUCUGAGCUGGACUCUAUGAUGGCUGAAGGUGAGAACUCCAGCGGGCAGGUCUCACAACUUCCUCUGGCAUCAUCGUCAUCUUCAUCAUCAUCAUCAUCAUCAUCGUCAGACUUUGAUGCCACCCAAAUACCAGAGCUGGAUUUCUGCAGCAACCUCUUGGCUGAUCCUGAAACAGCAGGAGAGCAGCAGCAGCAGGCCACCCAUUGUGAUGCUGAGGAGGAAGCUUCAGGUGUUGAGUUCAGAGCUGGAGUGAUGGUGGAAAAUCCCACACAGCCCACCAAACGCAAGUGUCCUCCAGGACUGUCCGUUUCAAGCCCCUCCAAAAUGUUAAAGCUGAAGUAGAAGCUGAGAGAUUUUCGAUUAUGGAUUUGGAUUUGAUGUUUCGAUUCAGAAUGAGAUUUAAAGGGAUAGUUCAUCUAACAAUUAAAUUAGUCAUAUUUACUCA